Messenger RNA from Gracilinanus agilis (Agile Gracile Mouse Opossum), 1704 nucleotides. It is a transcript of the gene SSC4D, whose product is annotated as scavenger receptor cysteine rich family member with 4 domains. Bases 1 to 1704 code for a protein of 567 amino acids. Lineage: Eukaryota; Metazoa; Chordata; Mammalia; Didelphimorphia; Didelphidae. The record is from RefSeq and is a predicted model, not a curated record. The transcript has 10 exons. Gene Ontology annotation, cellular component: membrane.
AUGAGAAUUGGUCCCUGCCCAGGUCAGCCGAGCAGAGGGUGGAGACCAGAAGAAAGGAGUGCCAUCUGCCCAGUCCUCUUACCCGCCCUGGUCUUUCUCUUCCUGCCCUUGGGCAGCACCCUGCAGCCUACUCCAUUGCCCUUUCCAGAGGUGAGGCUGGUGGGGGGGCCUAGCCGCUGCCAGGGCCGGCUGGAGAUCCUGUACAACGGUUCCUGGGGGACCGUGUGCGACGACGACUGGGACGUGGUAGAUGCCAACGUAGCCUGCCGCCAGCUGGGCUGCGGGUAUGCCCUGCCGGUGCCCUUGCCCCUUGCCUUUGGCCAGGGCCGGGGCCCCAUCCAACUGGACAACGUGGACUGCAAGGGACAGGAGGCGGCCCUGAGCGAGUGCGGCAGCCACGGCUGGGGGGUCCACAACUGCUACCACUACGAGGACGUGGCUGUCAUGUGUGAUGAGCUCUUACCAACGCCGGCCAGGAAAGUGUUAACCAGCCCAGCCCCCACCACCAUCACCUUGAAGAAUGGGAGAGGUGAUGGCAGCAUCCGCCUAGUGAAAGGCGCCAACCCCUGCCAGGGCCGAGUGGAGAUUCUGCAUGGUGGCACUUGGGGCACCGUAUGUGAUGAUGACUGGGGGCUCCCAGAUGCCACUGUGGUCUGCCGCCAACUGGACUGCGGCACUGCUGUGGCUUCUAAGACCAAUGCCUUCUUUGGCUAUGGCACUGGCCACAUCUUGCUAGACAACGUCCACUGCGAUGGCCGAGAGCUACGCCUGGCAGCGUGUCCCAGCCUCGGAUGGGGCAUCCACAACUGUGGGCACCAUGAGGAUGCUGGCGUCAUCUGCUCAGGACGCAGCGUCCCCUCGGUCAUGUCCUCACCAUCCUUGGUUACCCGUGAUGGCAAGGCCAGGCUCACUGAGCCGGCCACAGUAACAGAAGCUGCUGCUGAGCCCACUGGGGACGUGACCAUCCCUCCCACGGCCCCUGGAAGGAAAAGUGGCCGCCUCCGCCUGGUCAGUGGGAACGGCUCGUGCCAGGGCCGCGUAGAGGUCCUCCAUGAGAGCCGCUGGGGCACGGUGUGCGAUGACGACUGGGACUUUGCCGAUGCCCAGGUGGCGUGCCGUGAGGCGGGCUGCGGCCGAGCCGUGGGGGCCACCGUCCUGGCCUACUUUGGCUACGGGAAGGGCCCCGUCCUGCUGGACAACGUGGACUGCACAGGCGUGGAGGCCCGCCUGGCGGACUGCUUCCACCUGGGCUGGGGCCAGCACAACUGCGGACACCAUGAGGACGCCGGUGCUAUCUGCAGGGGGCUAGAGGAGUCGGGACAACAGGUCUGGGAGGAUGUUCCUGAGACGACAACCAAGGCGGUAGCCAGCGUCCCUCCGAGGGAUGGCCAUCUCCGCCUGGCAAACGGCAGCCACCGGUGUGAAGGUCGGGUGGAGCUGUACCUCCUGCAUCAGUGGGGCACCGUCUGCGAUGACGCCUGGGAUUUGCGGGCUGUAGGUGUGGUGUGCCGCCAGCUGGGCUGUGGGGAGGCCCUGGCAGCCCCUGGAGAGGCUCGGUAUGGCCCGGGCCAGGGCCUCAUCCUCCUGGACAAUGUCAAAUGCCGGGGCAACGAGGCCUCCCUGCUCCGCUGCUCCCACAUCCGAUGGAAUGUCCACAAUUGUGACCAUGCUGAGGAUGCUGGUGCCCAGUGCCAGCCACGGUGA